GGUGACUGCAUAACAUGACAAUUAAGUUUGUUAGACACUUCGUCUUCCGUCGAGAGAGAGAGAGACAUUCACCGUGACACAGAGAUGGCCGACAUAAAAGAGGUUGUCCAUGAGGUCGUCGACGACAAGGAAGUCGUCAUUCAAGAGACGACUGCUGAGCAUGGCACCGAACAAGACAGGGACAUGGAUUUCUGGGAAGGAGUGGAAGAUGAGAGAACUCGCGUGUACUAUGUCUUCGUCGACGACAGUUUAGCUUUGAGGAUUGUGGCGGGUUUGGGGUAUGACCUCGAGGCUCUCCUCGGCGAGACCAUUCUAUUUGUAAAGAAGUUGUCGGACGUGGUGCCUGACGAGUGCCAGUCCCCAGCAGCCGAUGUGGUCGGUCAUGUGCUCCGGUUUCUCAUAUUUGCCAUUGCUGAUGAGCACAGUGAAAGACUGAAUCCCAAUGUGUGGUACUCCACGCGCUUGGAGGAACCGUUGGCAAGCCGAAACUACCUGCAAGGGUCUGUGCAUACUUCGGAACCUCGUGACGGUUUGAAGCCAUCGAAGUAGAGAACCAAAAUAACGUGUCAGGUAAAGGAGCAGGCUAUGGAGUGGUGCGUAGGUAACGGGCAGUAUUCAGUGUAGUGUUCCGAAUUCGGGUGGGCCUGGUGGGGGUCAGUCGCCCGGCCGUGCAAACAACAAAUGAAUAAAAUUGAACGCA
Chara braunii is the source of this 700-nucleotide messenger RNA. The record is from the annotation of a GenBank genome assembly. NCBI's taxonomy places the organism in Eukaryota, Viridiplantae, Streptophyta, Charophyceae, Charales, Characeae.